Molecule: messenger RNA, 767 nt
Organism: Guillardia theta CCMP2712
Lineage: Eukaryota; Cryptophyceae; Pyrenomonadales; Geminigeraceae
Exons: 2
Coding region: 50-676 (208 amino acids)
Source: RefSeq, a predicted model, not a curated record
CAAGACGAUCAGGUUGGCGAAGCUGCAAGAAAGACAUUUGACGGGGAGGAUGAGAUCAGCUCUGCAGGGCUGGAAGGGUUCCUGCGUGAGGGAUGGGGAGAGUUCUCUCAUGGCCCUGAAGCUUCACCUUGUUGUGAGCUCUGCUCAAACUGAAGAUGACUUGUUGGAGUCGCUUCUUGCGCUGAUCAAGGAACGAAUGCUCAGUAAUGGUAUUCCGCGGGAAUCAGUCUUGCUCGUUCGGGUGCUGAGCCAAGAUUGUGUGUACGUCAUAUCGCUCUCGGGGCUAGAUGAACAAGGAAGGCAAGCGAUGAGCAGCAUGGUGGAGCAUUUGAAUCAUCAGACGGGAGAAUGGUCUAGCAUGCAAACGUCGGGAGCUGUUGAAAGUGCGGAGUUGACAUUCCUCGACCUCCGCGGGAUCCUGAAGCUGAUAGUCGUUGAGUUUGAACACAGGGAGCGAGAAGUCUCUAAUCUGAGCCAGGAGAUACAAAAGCUUCGCAAUGAUGCCGACGUGUUCGAUAAACUUGCCAUAGACAGAGAGUUUGCUGCACUGGAGGUGGCAGAGAAACGAAUGAUGUCGAUCAAGAAGCUUGUGACGGCGCUGGUAAGGAGGACGACGAUGUUCAGGUGUUGGAGGGAUUUUAUCUUGAGCUUGAGGCGUGAGAGCUGGAGAGUGUGAGAUGAGAUCAGAGCAGUCAUGUACAUGAGACCUCAAGGUCCACUUAACCUAGAAAAAAUGUUCUUGUUAAAAAUGAAUUCAAUUUAGUUCU